UCCAGAAGUUGUUUUUUUGAUCGUAUGAUAAUUAAGCUUCCUUGAAUCAUUUUCUAAACAUAAACUCUGCGAUAUUUAUGGAGGAAUUUAUCAGAAGCACUAUGCUUCUUGGCAAAAUCGUAAACUCUUCGUGGGUACAAACUUCUGCACCCCAGUAGUUGAGAUGCUGCGUCUAAUUGGGAGGGGCGAGAGUGAAAUGAAAUAGCAGGAGACACCAUUCUAAACCUCGGCAGAAUCGGAGUAGGUUUUUCAAUCGAAAUGCCGCCAUCCCUGCAAUCCUUGCCCAAUGAACUCAAAAUUGAAAUCCUGACGAGAUUACCAACAAAAUCUCUGAUUUGUUUAAGUGCUGUUAGUAAACCAUGGCUCUCAUAUCUCACCAGUUAUGAAUUCGUCUCUGCCCACCUGUCCGAAGCAGCCACCAAACAGUUCUUCUUUGCAACUACAACCAAUAGCAACGGCCUUUUCGCUCUAAUCAAACAUGGGGACAAAGUCGACUGUGAUCUCACGGUACAAUUCGGACCAAUCAUCAAACCUGAUCUGCUAUUCCAAAAUAAGUUCUCAGUAUCCUUACAUCAUUGCAUUGUGGAGGGGAUCGAAAUCGUGGGCAGCUUUGAUGGAAUCUUUUGCUUAACCUUUACCCAUCGAGAUUCUUACCCGUCAAUUAUAUUAUGGAAUCCUUCUAUUAGGAGACAUGUGUUGUUACCACCUCCCUCCUUUCACACUCCAAGGAAAGGUGGUAAUGCAAUUGGAUUUUGUGUUGCCAGCGACGGUGAUUAUAGGGUUGUGUGGGUCCAUGAAAAGCAUGAGGAUAGUGCUAUGUCUGUUGAAAUCUACUCUCUCAAUUCGGGAAAAUGGAGGAUUAGAAGAUACGGUCAUGAUUUGUUUCCUACGAGGUGGUUGCUUAAUGGUCAGGCUUUUGUGGGCGGUAAGAUGCACUGGAUUGGAUGUGAGUACCACGAGUAUUGGAUUGGAUCUGAAUAUGAAGACGAAAUGUGCGAUACUCGUGAUAUUUGUUCAGUCACUUCAUUUGACAUAAAUGAAGAGCUAUUUAGAGACGUACCACUCCCAAAUAGAUUAAAAGGGUUUGACUUGCCAGGAACAUCAUAUAUUGCUGUGGUUGGGGAAUCACUAGGUAUAAUAGAUUAUGCUCCAGGUUCUUAUGACAUUUGGGUGAUGCAAGAUUAUGGAAAUGUUGACUCUUGGACUAGGCUAUAUGUCAUUGAUAUUCGAGAUUAUAUUGAAAGGUUACCCUUAGUAGUUGCAUUAGACACUUGGAAGAAUCCAGGAGUUUCUGCAGGUGCACACCAAUGGUUUUCAUUCAUGAAUCAUGAGCCUUUUUUUGUGUACGGGGAAUAUGGUGAUGAUACAUUUGAGUAUGUAGCUAAGUAUGUGGAAAGCCUUGUGUUGCUCGGACACAAAGAUGCUGUUGCAGAUGUGCAUUUGCUUCAGGCUAUUGCAGUUACCAGGCACAUGGGGGAGGAUAAUGCAGGUGAUGGACAAGAGAUCUAGAUCAGGCGUAAACACAAUGAGAUAUUCAGAGAAAAAAAUGUGAAAUAUCGCAAUACGGACUUUGUGGAGGCAUAUGCAGUAUAAAAAUGCAAUUGAACUAGGGGUGAUACUGACAUGAUUUAGUUUUCAAAACUGUUUCCUUCUUUGUAUUUCAAAGCUGUUCUUGGUAUUCCAAAGCUGUUUUCUUCAUUCUAGUUGCCAGAACCUGUUUUGUUUUUUGCAACAAUGGGGAUCACUGUACUUCUACCUGAUAUUUG
This is a messenger RNA of Cuscuta epithymum, 1766 nucleotides long. Lineage: Eukaryota; Viridiplantae; Streptophyta; Magnoliopsida; Solanales; Convolvulaceae. The record is from the annotation of a GenBank genome assembly.